GCGGCGGCUACGGCGGAGGCUCCUCAGUGUCCGGCUCUGGCUCCGGCUGCGGCCCCAGCCCGCGAUGCCCCAUUCCGUGACCCUGCGCGGCCCUUCGCCCUGGGGCUUCCGCCUGGUGGGCGGCCGAGACUUCAGCGCGCCCCUCACCAUCUCUCGGGUCCAUGCUGGCAGCAAGGCUGCGCAGGCCGCCCUAUGCCCCGGAGACCUGAUCCAGGCCAUCAAUGGGGAGAGCACAGAGCUCAUGACGCAUCUGGAGGCUCAGAAUCGCAUCAAGGGCUGUCACGACCAUCUCACACUCUCUGUGAGCAGACCUGAGGUCAAGAGCUGGCCCAGUGCCCUGGAGGACAGCAAGGCGCAGGCACACAGGAUCCACAUCGACCCUGAUGUCCAGGAUGGUAGUCCAGCAACCAGCCGGCGGUCCUCAGCCACUGGGCUGGCAUCUGAAGAUUGCAGGCUAGGCCUGGGCUCUCCUUAUGGGCAGCCACCUCGUCUCCCAGUCCCUCACAAUGGCAGCAGCAGUGAAGCUACCCUGCUGGCCCAGAUGAACAGCCUGCACGUGUCUCCAAGCCACAGCGCUGACCCAACUAGGGGCCUCCCGCGGAGCCGAGACUGUGGAAUUGACCUGGGCUCAGAGGUGUACAGGAUGCUACGAGAGCCAACAGAGCCCACGGCUGCAGAGCCCAAGCAGUCAGGCUCCUUCCGCUACUUACAAGGCAUGCUAGAAGCCGGCGAGGGGGGAGAUCGACCUGGGCCUGGCGGCCCCCGAAACCUCAAGCCCACAGCGAACAAGCUGGGUGCUCCGCUAAGUGGGCUCCAGGGACUGCCUGAGUGCACCCGCUGUGGUCACGGUAUUGUCGGCACCAUCGUCAAGGCUCGGGACAAGCUCUACCACCCAGAGUGCUUCAUGUGCAGCGACUGUGGCCUGAACCUCAAGCAGCGAGGUUACUUCUUUCUGGACGAGCGGCUCUACUGUGAGAACCAUGCCAAGGCACGCGUGAAGCCGCCAGAGGGCUACGAUGUGGUGGCGGUGUACCCCAAUGCCAAGGUGGAACUCGUCUGAGCCACUCCUCUAAUGUCCAGUCUUUGCCUCUGCUUCUUUUAAUGCCCCUGUGUACCCCCAUGUAAAUAUGUGUUCACCCCCCCCCACGUCUCUAAUAAACGCCCUCUGGUGGACCCCCAA
Molecule: messenger RNA, 1180 nt
Organism: Condylura cristata (star-nosed mole)
Lineage: Eukaryota; Metazoa; Chordata; Mammalia; Eulipotyphla; Talpidae
Gene: PDLIM4
Product: PDZ and LIM domain 4
Exons: 7
Coding region: 65-1060 (331 amino acids)
Biological process (GO): actin cytoskeleton organization; muscle structure development; heart development
Cellular component (GO): adherens junction; Z disc; stress fiber
Molecular function (GO): actin binding; muscle alpha-actinin binding
Source: RefSeq, a predicted model, not a curated record